UGUCUCUGAUCUUGAUAUCUAAGUGGUAACUGAGAAAGGCCGCAAAAUCCGAAUGGCUCGACUCAUUUGAUGCAGGCACUGGUAUCUGAUGAAGAAGUAGUUGGGAUAUUUUGCUGUUGCAAUAUACAUUUAUGCAUCUGUUCAGUAAGAGUUUCUUCUAGAAUUUUCAAUAUAGUUCCUUAUCAAAUAUGUAGCCUUUUCUACAAUAUGUAUUUUUUUUCAUUUGGUUUCUUGUGUUUUCCAGCUGUAAUUUCUUUGCUAAUGGGCAUGUUCAUACUGGUUUGGAUGAUGCAAUAAUUGAAAUCUGACUCAGCCAGAACUAAUGCUAUAACGCUGUCAGAGACACAGAAUUUAUUAUUGUAUAAUGAAGCGAAAUGAGACAUGAAUGUAUUGAGAUUACUACUUGAACUUCCCUUGAUUCUCCCCCUAGCGUGAACUUCCCUUGAUUCUUCCCCUAGCGUGGGAAGACACCAUACUUGGAACAGUUGUGAGCAUUAACUCGUACCUUGGCAAUGUAUCUAUGAUAUUUCAGCCAAUUUUGGAUUGAAAAUUCUCUCUUGGGGAAAUUUGUCGCAUUGAGCAUUUUUAACUUUUAAGGAAUGCUAGGAAUAGUGAAGAGACCUUGCAGAAAGAAGCAAUUGAGCGAACUGUCCUUAGUCAUCUUAAGGGUACUUCAAGGCUAAUUUCAGUGGAUCCAACACCAGGUACGGUGUAUCAGGUGGAAUCAACUGGUGCUAUUGUGAGCUUAAAUUCUGCUGUUGGACUUGUUCAUAUGUAUUGCUCUCAACUUUCAACUGACAGGUGCAGUUUCUGUUUCUAUAUGAUAGAUUAUAUUCCUAUUUGUUAUUUAUUUAUUUAUUUGUUAUUACUAUUGGACUUCUUAGUGGGUUUUAGCUUCUUAGUCAGUUGUCUUGCAACUAUUAUCAGGUAUUCAAUACUUCGUCCCGAGUUUAUCAUGGAGUGCCAUGAGAAGCCAGGGGGUUCUACAGAAUAUUCUUGCAGGCUUCAACUCCCCUGUAAUGCACCGUUUGAAGGACUGGAGGGACCAGUAUGUAGUUCAAUUCGUCUUGCACAACAGGCAUGCCAGCUUUUUGUUGUCGGUGAUAUGAACUUCAUCUAACAUUCAAACGAGAAAAUUCAUUAAUAUCUUUCAUGUGCAGGCUGUUUGUUUGGCUGCUUGCAAGAAGCUUCAUGAGAUGGGAGCAUUUACUGACAUGCUCUUGCCAGACAAGGGAAGUGGGGGCGAAGAGGAAAAACUUGACCAGAAUGAUGAAGGAGAUCCACUCCCUGGAACCUUCUAGGCAUAGGGAAUUCUAUUUUGAGGGUGUAGCUAAUGUUCUCCAGGGAGAAUGGAUUUUAUCUGGGAGAGACGGUGGCAAUACCUCCAAAUUCUUUCAUCUUUACGUGUAUGCUGUUAAAUGCAUAAAUGUAGGCUCUUCAAAAGAUCCAUAUUUAACCCAAGUUUCAGAUUUUACAGUACUUUUCGGCAGUGAUCUGGAUGCAGAGGUGUUAUCGAUGUUGACGGAUCUCUUUAUCGCUAGAACAAUGAUAACAAAGGCAUCUCUUGUCUUCCGGGGUCCAAUAGAUGUAAUAGAAUGUCAGGUUAAUUCAUGACAGCAUUCUUGUUGCUCACGAGCUUAUGCAUCAUUUGAAAACUAAGUCAGGAGCGGAAUUCUCUAUGGCCAUUAAAUUAGACAUGUCCAAGGCCUAUGACAGAGUUGAAUGGAGUUAUGUAGGGGCUGUGUUGAGUCGUUUAGGCUUUGAUCCUCAAUGGGUAUCUCUGAUGCUUACUUGCAUUAGCUCAGUCAGCUACUCUAUUAUGCUUAAUGGUUCCCCCUCCUCUGCGCCGAAGGUUUGUCUUCUCUUUUAGUUAAUGACUUAACGGCUGGUCACAUUACCAGUCUAAAAAUUGGAAGACGAGCUCCAGUUUUUUCUCAUUUAUUUUUUGAGGAUGAUUGCAUACUUUUCUGCAAAGCUGACUUGGAGGAGGUUCAAAGAAUUCUUUUGCUGCUUAACAUUUAUGCUGAAGCUUCUGGUCAAAUCAUUAAUUUUGACAAGUCUUCUACCUUUUUAGUAAGAAUAGCCCUCACAAUGACAGGGUGACUAUUAGAGAUUUGCUUAAUAUUCCUAGAGAAGGUGCCCAGGAACGGUAUUUGGGACUCCCAGCGAUUAUUGGUAGAUCUAAGAAAGACGUCUUCAAAUUUGUGGGACAAAAGAUGCUUUACAAAAUUUCGGGUUGGAAAGGGAAUUUUCUUUCUACAGCGGGUAGAGAGGUGUUGUUAAAAGCGGUUUUGACGGCUAUCCCAGCCUUCGCCAAGGCGUGCUUCAAGCUGCCCAAAGGUAAAGAAGUUCUAUUAGUGGAUGGACAUCAAUCUUAAACUCGUGUAGCUUUGGUGUUGAGGACACUUUCGGUUUUACUAGCAUGUAAUUGUUUAGCAUGCUUUAUGAUCCACAUUUUGUAUAUCAUGGAUGUAUAGUACUUAGAAGCAUGUUUAGCUUCCCUUAUUUUGUGUAAUAUGUACCUUGACACCUUCCUUUUGAAGUACUUUAACAUAACAUGUGAUGAGGCCCAGGGCCAUUCACUUUUACGU
Molecule: messenger RNA, 2591 nt
Organism: Cornus florida
Lineage: Eukaryota; Viridiplantae; Streptophyta; Magnoliopsida; Cornales; Cornaceae
Product: endoribonuclease Dicer homolog 1-like
Exons: 5
Coding region: 1153-1614 (153 amino acids)
Source: RefSeq, a predicted model, not a curated record